AUGGAAGCAUUGGAGAACAGCAUAGCCCGCCUCAAAGCACGUAUCUACGAGCUGGAAAACCCUGGUGGCCCCAUGGGAGAGACAGUCGUUCUACGCCAGCCCUAUUCUGAAACCAUGGGCUUGCCAAGUGGAGAUCAUUCUGCGCUCGCAGGUCCUUCUCCCGGUGCGACGAACGCGGUCGCCUCGACAUCCCCUGCGCAACCUCCGAAAGAAAUAAUUUCGACCCUUUUGGAUAAAUUCUUUGAACAUGCAGCUAGCUUUGGUUUUUUUCUUUCCGCUGAUAAUUUUCGAGCUUCAACUCUUCUCCCUUAUCCGAUGGGAGAUCCCAGACGUCCUCUUAACUCGCUCCUGGCCACUGUGUAUUUAUUCGGUUGUCUUUUCUCAGACAAUCCAGCUUGGCAAGCCCGGUCUCCAGAAUAUCUUGCACAGGCUCUGCAAAGUACUGGUUUGCCUGGUCUCGCUGGCAAUCAUCCCCAGAAAGUUCUGCAUACCAUCCAAGCUGAAGUCCUGCUCGCCAAUUACUUCUUCUCAGCUGGUAGACUGCUCGAAGGCCGAUACCACGUUUCUACUGCCAUGUCACUUUGCGUUGGAAGUGGUUUGAACAAGAUUCGUUCGCCGGAUGUCAUGAUGACGAUUGACAACCAUAAUGAUCUAUUUCCAAAAGCUAAUGGACCCGUCGAAGUUGGGGAACGAAUUAUGGCUUGGUGGGUAACUCUCUCUUUGGAUCAAGGCUGGGCCGCGGCUUUCGAGGUCAACUCUUACAACGAUCUGAUCAUUGCUGAGACUGAAACUCCGUGGCCGUUGCGCGUUGAAAACUACCUGCGAGGCCAACUGACCCCGAACGCCCCUCGAUCAAAUCUUACCGUCCAAAGUUUUCUUGAUGGAGCAAAUAGAGAUAACUCACCUCAAUCUUCACCUUUGGAAUUGGCAGCUAAGGCUUCGUUGUUGUGGAAGCAAGCCCAUUUGCUCAAAGAAGCUUCAACAGGCAAGGAUUUACAUCGAACCACUUCAAGUGCACUCCUUGAAGCCACUCGGGAUCGAAUAGAGGAGUUGUUGGUCCUUUUGAAUACUUUGCACGAUAGGGACUCUUCAGGCUUCCCACUGUUGCUGGCCCGUGGUACAGCCCAUGCUGCAUUCAUAAGCCUCAUUUGUCUAAGAUCCAGCAACGCCGAGAAUUUGGAAAAGGUCGUGUAUAGCUCGCUUGCAAUUUUGGAGAUAAUUCGGAAGCUAGAGCCUCGUAACAAGUAUAUCAAUCCUCUGUUCACGAUGUUGUGGACUCUUGCGAACAGGUCUCUCAUUAGCAUACUGCAGAGAAUACCUAAUAUUCCGGACAACAAGAGGAACACCAUUGUCACAGCUAUGCAGAGCGGAUUAUUAGCCAUGGAUCAGUUUGAGUACGAAGUCCACAAAGUUCAUGAAAUGCUUGCAAAUAUUUGA
Messenger RNA from Lentinula edodes (shiitake mushroom), 1437 nucleotides. RefSeq lists its product as uncharacterized. The transcript is spliced from 7 exons. The record is from RefSeq and is a predicted model, not a curated record. Bases 1 to 1437 code for a protein of 478 amino acids. Gene Ontology annotation, cellular component: nucleus. Lineage: Eukaryota; Fungi; Basidiomycota; Agaricomycetes; Agaricales; Omphalotaceae.